Molecule: messenger RNA, 948 nt
Organism: Capsaspora owczarzaki ATCC 30864
Lineage: Eukaryota; Filasterea; Ministeriida; Capsasporidae
Product: 5,10-methenyltetrahydrofolate synthetase
Exons: 2
Coding region: 73-858 (261 amino acids)
Biological process (GO): tetrahydrofolate interconversion; folic acid-containing compound biosynthetic process
Cellular component (GO): mitochondrion
Molecular function (GO): 5-formyltetrahydrofolate cyclo-ligase activity
Source: RefSeq, a predicted model, not a curated record
CAGGGUCUCCAAGGCACUCAGCUACUUUCCCCCUUCCAUCAUCGCUGUGCCGCGUCCCCUGCCAGAAAAAACAUGUCGCUGCAGCUGAAAUCGCUGGUUCGGAAGGAGCUUCGUGCGCGGUUGCGAGCAAUGGACACUGCGACGCGCGCGGCCGAGUCCAAGCGGAUUGUCACUCAAGUGCUGACACAGUGCGAGCGGUACAAGCAGGCCAAGCAUGUGGCCAUGUUCCUGUCCAUGCCGAGCGAGGUGGACACGGCAGAACUGCUGGCCGACUCGCUCAAGGCAGGAAAGACAGUCUAUGUGCCGCGCUACGAGGCAGACACGAUGGACUUUCUGCGCGUGUACUCGUUGCGCGACAUUGCGACGCUGCCGAGGAACGAGAUGAACAUUGCGCAGCCAGAGUACCAUGUCAGCCAAUCCGUCCUCACACCCGAGGCGACCGAGGUCGAGAUGGCCUCUCCAGCAGAGGCAGCAGGAGGAGCAUCUGUGACGACAACUUCUGAGACAACUGCUCCGACCACUGCUCCGACAACUGCUACGACAGCUCACUCUAAUACGACGACGACGAACACGACGCCAAGUAUCAAAGAGUCUGCCGAAACAGUUGCGCGCGAAAAUCCGCUCGACAACGGCAAACUCGACCUCAUUCUCGUCCCAGGACUCGGCUUCACGGCAGCAGGCGAUCGCAUCGGACGAGGAAAGGGCUACUAUGACAAGUAUCUAACACGCAUUUUCACAACGUUCGCAGCCAACGGCUGGACCGCUCCUGCAACAAUCGCGUUGACGUUUCCGUGUCAAAUUAUGGACUCUAUUCCCACGGAUGCCACCGAUGUGCGAAUUGGCCACGUAUUGUUUUGAACAGUGAAGACAUUGUUGUUGUUCAAGUCGAGCGCCAUCGUUGCCAUUGUCCUCUGUUAAACGCGCGUUUUUAAUGUGAAGGUUUUUUCU